GGGCUCCCCCCAUCUCCCCCCGACAUCAGUCCGUCCCGCUUCCAGCUGCUGCAGCCGCGCCUUCACCGCCUCGGCAUCCAGCCGCCCCCUGCUCUGGCCCGGCAUGGCGACCCCGACCCAGGCCCCCACAAAGGUUCCUCAGGAACCUGACCCAUUUUACUAUGACUACGACACUGUGCAGACGGUGGGCAUGACUCUGGCCGCCAUAUUGUUCCUGUUGGGUAUCCUCCUCAUCAUCAGCAAGAAGGUGAAGUGCAGGAAGGCGGACUCCAGGUCUGAGAGCAUUAUCUCCUCCAGUGCUAUCCACAUGGCUAUUGGAUUUCUUGACGCUUUUCUCUCUGGUCUUUGCUUCCAUAGCCCAACAUGCAAAUCCUGUAAGUCGGAGCUUCCCUCCUCAGCUCCUGGAGGUGGCGGCGUGUAAAACCAGCCCUGGACACCUCCACUUCUGUCCCUGCCUGAGUGCGGAAGCCUGAGGAUCGGGUGGAGGCGGUGGGGACCCCAGCCUUGCGCCGGGGAGCGCUCCCCCGAAUGAGCCGCCCCACCCACCCGAGGCUGGUGCCGCUGCACCCCGCUGCCCCUCCCCAGGCCUUGGCAAUGACGACCCCCCAAAGAGCCCGUCUGCAUCCCGGAUCCAGGGACUCAGGCCUUCAGCUCCUGGGGUCCGGGAGUCCAGCUCCAGCCCCC
This is a messenger RNA of Ailuropoda melanoleuca (giant panda), 684 nucleotides long. It is a transcript of the gene FXYD7, whose product is annotated as FXYD domain containing ion transport regulator 7. The coding region runs from base 104 to 421 and encodes 105 amino acids. Gene Ontology annotation, biological process: regulation of sodium ion transmembrane transporter activity. Gene Ontology annotation, cellular component: membrane. Gene Ontology annotation, molecular function: sodium channel regulator activity. The transcript is spliced from 6 exons. The record is from RefSeq and is a predicted model, not a curated record. Lineage: Eukaryota; Metazoa; Chordata; Mammalia; Carnivora; Ursidae.